AUGAGAGCGUUCCUCCUCUGCUCCGCCAUUGCGGGCCUGGCCAUCGCCCAUGGCUCUCAUUCCCAGAAGCCAAUUGUCGAUGCAAACGCCAAUUGGAUGACGAAGCACAUGGCUGAGGAGCAUCACGUCGACGGCUGGGACGCGGCCUCCUUUUUCACUCUCCACGACUACGACAGCGACGGCUACUGGAAAGGCGAAGAGCUGCUCCGUACCUACGGCCUCAUGGACGAGUCCAACAGGCACGUCUCCUGGGAACGCCGCGACGACAUCCUGCGCCAGCUGCUCGAGCUCAUGGACCUGAAUCGCGACGGCGUCGUCAGCCGCGACGAAUGGACCGACUACAUCUCACAGGGCAAGACUCUGCCGGACAUGGGCACGGGUCCGGGCCACCACGGCGACGACGAAUACGAAUAUGAGAUUCACCAUUGGGAAAAGUACCACGACGAGAACUCCAAGUUGGAAGACUUGAACCAUCCGGAAGACAUUGAGCAUUUCCGGAAACAUGAGCAGAUGGAGGAGGAGGAGGAGAGGCUGGAGAAGAUGGACCAGAUGGCUAUCAUAGAGGAGAACAUCCCUAAGAAAUUUCUGCGAGGCAAUUAA
This is a messenger RNA of Trichoderma gamsii, 600 nucleotides long. RefSeq lists its product as hypothetical. The record is from RefSeq and is a predicted model, not a curated record. Lineage: Eukaryota; Fungi; Ascomycota; Sordariomycetes; Hypocreales; Hypocreaceae. The transcript is spliced from 2 exons. Gene Ontology annotation, cellular component: extracellular exosome; endoplasmic reticulum-Golgi intermediate compartment. The coding region runs from base 1 to 600 and encodes 199 amino acids. Gene Ontology annotation, molecular function: calcium ion binding.